AUGUCCCAAGUGUCAGCCACCGCAGCUGGCCACCCGGUCGUCUGGUCCGUCAAUCCAAGCCUCACGUCCGCCCUUCACCGCAACCGGUCGAGUAAACUGGCUGACACAUGCAGCACCGGCCGGUACGCCAUCGUGGUCAUCGGCUUCCUGUCCACGUUCGGCGGCGGCCGGACACCGGUCCUCAACUUGGCCGGACACUGCGAUCCCGGCGUGGUGGGCGGUGGCUGCACACGCCUGUCGGUGGACAUCAAGUCCUGUCAGACCCAAGGCGUCAAGGUGCUCCUCAGCAUCGGCGGCGGCUCCGGGAACUACAGCCUUUCCUCCGCCUCGGACGCCAAGAGCGUGGCCACCUACCUAUGGGACAACUUCCUCGGGGGCACCAACUCCACCUCCUCAUCUCGGCCGCUCGGCGACGCCGUUCUCGACGGCAUCGACUUCGACAUCCAGAUUGGUUCAGCGAGUCACUACGAUGACCUCGCUAAGAACCUCAAGUCCUCCAGCGGCAGUAUCCUGCUCGCCGCGGCGCCGCAGUGCCCGUUCCCGGACGCCUUCCUCGGCGCGGCGCUCGCCACGGAGCUGUUCGACUACGUUUGGGUACAGUUCUACAACAACCCCGGUUGCCAGUACCAGGACAACGGAGACGUGAGCAAUCUGGAGGUUACGUGGAAGAACUGGACGGAGUUCUUGUCGAAGACGCCGGCGUCGGUGCUUCUUGGCCUGCCGGCGUCGCCUGACGCGGCGGCUAGCGGCUACAUAGACCCCAAAGCCUUUGUGUCGCAUGUGCUGCCGGUGGUCAAGGGCUCCGCAAAGUACGGCGGCAUCAUGUUGUGGAACCGCUACUAUGACAACACCAAUAAUUACAGUGCCAAGCUUCUGAGCAACACCGUCGCAGCGGAUCCACCAAACAGCUCGCCAAUUCCAGGGGGCUCCGGCAACGCAUUGCCACCAAACAACUCACCAGUUUCACCGAACACUGGCCAAUCACGAAAGAAAAGGAUCAGAAUAUAUAUUAUAGCAGGCACCUCAGGCCUUUCUGGGCUGUGCGUAAUCGCUCUCAUAGUUGUGAUGUGGUAUAAGAGAUGCUAUGGCAUGAUACCAUGUUACAAAUGGCCCAGAAAUUCACCAAGGCUUGAAUCUUUUUUGCAAAAGCAAGGAACUUUACACCCCAAAGGUUACGCUUAUUCGGAAGUGAAAAGAAUGACAAAGUCCUUUGCUCACAAGCUUGGCCAAGGUGGCUAUGGAGCUGUUUACAAAGGCAACAUGCCUGAUGGUCGUGAGAUAGCUGUUAAGAUGCUGAAGGGCACUGAAGGCGAUAGUGAGGAAUUCAUGAACGAGGUGGCCAGCAUUAGCAGAACAUCUCAUGUCAACAUUGUUACUCUGGUAGGAUAUUGCCUCCAAGGUUCAAAAAGAGCUCUGCUCUACGAGUAUAUGCCCAAUGGUUCUCUUGAGAGGUACACUUUUGGCAACAGUUCUACCGAAGGAGAAGACACUUUAAGUUGGGAUAAACUGUUCGAUAUUGUCAUAGGAAUCGCACGAGGAUUGGAGUAUCUCCACACAGGAUGCAACACCCCCAUUGUACAUUUCGAUAUCAAACCACACAACAUUCUGCUAGAUCAGGAUUUCUGUCCAAAGAUAUCAGAUUUUGGAUUAGCUAAGCUGGGCCGACAAAAGGAGAGUAGAAUCUCCAUUGCCGGGGCAAGAGGCACGAUAGGGUACAUAGCACCUGAAGUGUUCUCAAGAAACUAUGGACCAGUGGGCAGCAAGGCUGACGUUUACAGUUAUGGAAUGGUGGUCCUUGAGAUGGUUGGAGCAAGGAAGAAAAUCGAUGUGAGUACAGACGACAGCAGCAGCAAGUAUUUUCCACAAUGGCUCUAUGAAAACUUGGAUCAGUUCUGUGGCCACACAAAUAGCGAGAUCAGCAGCAGCAGCAGCAGCGACAAUAUGGAAGUGCUGGUGAGGAAGAUGAUCAUAGUUGGCUUGUGGUGCAUACAGUCCAAACCGGCCGAUCGGCCUUCCAUGGGUGAAGUCCUUGAGAUGUUGGAGAGCAACGCUGCUGACCUGCAGUUGCCACCUAAGGCCUUCUGGACUGGUUAUUAAAAACCCAACUUCUACACUUUGCACUCUUUUUUAUGACAGAGCAUUGCAUUGUUCUAGUGAGUACUUACUGGGAUUUUAGCAAAUUUUUGGCUUGAAUUCACUCCACAACAUUUUUUGUUGUCUCAAAAAGGAUGAAAUUAAAAUUGGGGCUUAAUUAAUUCCCUGUAAUGGAAGACAAAAAAACAGAGUGGAUCGUAGUUCACCAGUAUAAAGUGUUGAUAAUAUCUAAGUCGAACCCGUGACCACGACCCAUGACGGCUAAACAAUAGAGGUGUGUUUGGUUUGAGAGCAAAAUUGGAUGGGAUAUGGUCGUUCAUGAAUUUUAGGAUAAAUUUAUCCAUUAUUUUUAUUUGGUUCCAUAAAUGAAAUGAGUUAUUUUUCUAUUUGUUUGGAUGGAUGACAGUGAAUGGGAUUAGAAUAGUUAACUAAUUAUAUCUAUAUUAUUUAAAAAUAACAACUUAUUAUACACUAAUACUAACUACUAAAGAAAGUGUUAUUGCAACACCCUUAUCAUCGCUGUUUGGAAGGAUGGCAAGGCGCUGAGACCAAAGAAACCUGCAGUGAAAAGUGUGUAUUCACCACCAGGUGACUGUUGGAUCUGACGUGGAAGGAAAUUGUGUAGUUUUCAGUGCGGUUCGCUUCCUCAGGCAAUUUAGCCCCCCAUCAUGCCAUUGAGUUCCUGAGCAAUGUCCGAUGUAUGGCACGUUAAUCAUGCUUGAACUCAUAAGUUCGAUCUCAGAGUGUAUAGCCAUUGAGCUCAGAGUUGAAUGUGUGCCUUGUCGGACUCUUAAUGCAUUUGUGCAGGACGUGUGCAUGUCUACUUGUGCACAAAUUUGCAGACGGAGUCCUCUUUAUCAGCCAGAUCAAACUAUGAAUCGGCGCUAACCAUGGGGCCCACUUCACUAUCAGUUUAGCCACGUAAGAGCAAGGUCAAUAAUAGAGCCAAGUGCUUGGCUAUAAGCCAAGUAAUUAGAGCUAAGUUAUACAAUAAGUUGUCUCCUACUUAUCUAUAAAACACAUUCUCUUUCUUCUCUCUUCUCACAACACUUGCUUUUUGGGCCCACUACUACCUAUGCAUCCGUGCCCGGCUUGGUGCUUAGCUAAGAGCCAAGCUAUCAUCUCUCUCCUCUCUUCUCUCCUCCACAUCAGCACUAGCUUGGCUAUAAGCCCAUUAUUGUACCUGCUCUAAGUAGGCAGGAUGGGCUACAUUUCACGAUGGGAUGGCGCGAAGGAAAGAGCCUAGGCCGGAUCUCAGUGCGAGCUCUAUAGUGUGGUUGCUAUUUUUCUUUUACCUCUUUUGUAGUUAUCUUAGUUCGUGGUACGUUGAUUGCCAUAACCUCAGUUCACUGAAGUAGAUUGAAGUGUGUUAAGAUUAGGUUACAAAAGCCAAAAGCUAAUCAAAGAGGUGAAAGCCAUAACUUUUUUUUUGAGGAAUCUAGAGGGGUUUUACCUAUUGGUCUUUCCUAUAGGGGCGAGCGGCACCAGCCCCUACAUCCAAGCGCCAUUGGCGGACCUGGCUGGGCGCAGGCGCGAUGCAGCCUCGGGGCGGGCUCGUGGCCCUGCUCUGCAGAGGGCGCAGCCAUGCAUGCUCCUUUCUCUCUUGCUCUCUCAUUUUCUGUGCGAUCCCGACCACAGCCAACAGAGAAACAAGGAAGAAGAUGACGAACAGGGUCCACUAUUGCAAGAGAGGGAGAGGGUUGAGUAGAGUGGACUACGAAUGACAUAUGGGGUCCGCUCGUCGGUGUUUUUCACCUUCCUCCACAUCACAAAACCACAACUCAACCAAACACGCCUUCAGUAUUAUUUACUUUUAGGUUAUCUCGUUGAACUAUUUAUCUCUCGUGAUUAACACGACCCCGCGCACAAAUGAUGAUGGAUUAUUCUUGCCCCCAACUAAUUAGAGAGUGUUUGGUUUGAGGUGUUAAAGUUUAACAGAUACUAUAGCAGUUUCGUCUUAUUUAGCAAUUAGUAUCAAUCAUGGAUUAAUUAGAGUUAAAAGAUUCUUCUCUUAAAUUACUCUCCAGCUAUGUAUUUAGACCCCGUUUGGUUCUCCUUGCUAAAUUCUACCUACUCUUGGGUGACUAAGAGCAUCUCCAAGAGCUUUUCUAAAUCUCACUCUCUAAAUCAUCAUUUGGAGAGUUAUUUGCAUAAAAAUCGCUUUCUAUAUUUUUUUACUUUCUAACAGUUUUGCUAAAUCUCUUGCGCACUUUAGAAAGUCAUUCACGUCUUCUAUAUUUGGCUAGCGAAAAACCCGGAAUAAACAAUAACUAUAUUUGGAUGACCAUUUAGAGAAGCUGUUGGAGGGUAGUUUUUCACCAAAAUUGCUAUUCAUAGCAUUUAGGAAAAAUAUACAAACUCUCUUGGAGAUGCUCUAAGAGCAACUCCAACCCACCUCCUAAACAAGUCCCAAUUCUAAAUCUAGAGACUUGAUAAAAAAAUCAACUCCAACACACCUCCUACUUGGGCUCCUAUUUUCCAUGCCCUCUCAAAUUAUAGUUUCAGCCCUCAAAUCUAGAACCCCCUAUCCAGUGGGUCCCACCCACCUUCCUCUCCCCAUCCAUAAAUCAAGAUAAGAAAUACAAAUGGUAGAGUUGAUGAAGGAUUUGUCAAUGAUAGGUGGGUCCUAUGUGAGAUAAGUACUUGGUCUGUUUUUCGAUGAUUAGAGUUUGGUCUUAAUUUGAGCCCCUACUUUUUUUAUCAUAGCCUGUAAAUAAAAGUUUAAGGGCUUAAUUUAGGGAUAGGCUGUAGUUGCUCUAAUGUAACUAAACUAUUUUAGCUCCUUUUAGUCAGUUUGGAACUUUAGCUACUAAAAUGACUAAAAUUUAGUUAGCAAGAGAAACCAAAUAAAGCCUUAAUGUAAGGAGCGGUAAACUUUAACAGAAACAAAGGCCUUAUACCACCAUCCCAAUUCCAAAUUCCCAAUUCACAAUUCCCUAAAAGGACAACAGCAGUGUAUUCAUGACACGUGGAUGUUGGCGUGUCUGUAAGAUUACAUUAUAGAAUCCAAAGUCUGCCCGUGAAAAGAAAAACAGAGGAAACAGGGGAAAUGGCAUGGAAUCGGAAUUCGUCACACCUGUAA
Sorghum bicolor (sorghum) is the source of this 5176-nucleotide messenger RNA. RefSeq names its product LEAF RUST 10 DISEASE-RESISTANCE LOCUS RECEPTOR-LIKE PROTEIN KINASE-like 2.5. Gene Ontology annotation, molecular function: protein kinase activity; ATP binding. NCBI's taxonomy places the organism in Eukaryota, Viridiplantae, Streptophyta, Magnoliopsida, Poales, Poaceae. Bases 1 to 2097 code for a protein of 698 amino acids. Gene Ontology annotation, biological process: protein phosphorylation; carbohydrate metabolic process. The transcript is spliced from 4 exons. The record is from RefSeq and is a predicted model, not a curated record.